This is a messenger RNA of Oncorhynchus nerka (sockeye salmon), 1365 nucleotides long. RefSeq names its product alcohol dehydrogenase class-3-like. The record is from RefSeq and is a predicted model, not a curated record. Gene Ontology annotation, molecular function: zinc ion binding; S-(hydroxymethyl)glutathione dehydrogenase [NAD(P)+] activity. NCBI's taxonomy places the organism in Eukaryota, Metazoa, Chordata, Actinopteri, Salmoniformes, Salmonidae. Gene Ontology annotation, cellular component: cytosol. The coding region runs from base 1 to 1365 and encodes 454 amino acids. Gene Ontology annotation, biological process: formaldehyde catabolic process. The transcript is spliced from 10 exons.
AUGCUAACGAAACACAAGUAUACGACAAACCACAGGCGGAAGAUACAGAUCAACCGCACGCAGCGAGUGGAGCACUCAAGAGGGGCUGGCCAUGUGAUUAAGUGCCAGGCGGCUGUAGCAUGGGAGGCUGGGAAACACUUGUCAAUUGAGGAGGUGGAGGUAGCCCCACCGAAGGUCCACGAAAUCUUUGCGACGGGGGUGUGUCAAACGGAUGCCUACACUCUGCGCGGCAGCAACCCUGAGGGACUCUUCCCUGUCAUCCUGGGUCAUGAGGGCGCCGGGACAAUCGAGAGCGUGAGCGAGGGAGUCACCAAGUUCAAGCCAGGUGACACCGUCAUCCCAUUAUAUGUGCCACAGUGUGGUGAGUGCAAAUUCGGCAAAAACCCCAAGACCAACAUCUGCCAGAAGAUCAGGAUAAUCCAGGGCCGGGGUCUGAUGCCCGACAACACCUCACGGUUCACCUGCAAGGGCAAGCAGCUGUUUCACUUCAUGGGGACCAGCACCUUCUCCGAGUACACGGUGGUGUCCGACAUUUUGGUGGCCAAGGUGGAUGAGAAGGCCCCCCUGGACAAGGUGUGCUUGCUGGGCUGCGGCAUCUCCACGGGCUACGGAGCUGCCCUCAACACUGCCAAGGUUGAGCCUGGCUCCACCUGUGCUAUUUUUGGUCUGGGUGCCAUCGGCCUUGCCGUCAUCAUGGGCUGCAAAGUUGCUGGGGCAACCAGGAUCAUCGGUGUGGACAUCAACCCGGACACGUUUGACGUCGCCAAGGAGUUUGGAGCCACUGAGUUUGUGAACCCCAAAGACCACAGCAAACCUAUUCAGGAGGUACUAGUGGAGAUGACCGACGGAGGGGUGGACUACUCCUUUGAAUGCAUUGGCGACGUGGGAAUCAUGAGGGCGGCUCUGGAGGCGUGCAACAAAGGCUGGGGCAAGAGCAUCCUCAUCGGGUUGGCAUGCUGGAAGAGUGUGGAGAGUGUCCCCAAACUAGUGACCGACUACAUGAACAAGAAGCUGAAGGUGGAUGAGUUUGUGAACCACACCUUGCCCUUUGACCAGAUCAAUGAGGGCUUUGACCUCCUGCAUGCCGGAAAGAGACGUCGGGUCCGGGAGCCACUACAGGCUCUCACGCCUCAGCCGGCUCGUCGGGCUUUCAUGCCUCCACCAGAUCACCUGGCUCCCCUUUCUCAGCCAGCUCACCGGGCUUUCAUGCCUUUGCCGGAUCGUCAGGCUCUCAUGCCUCAGCCGGGAUCACCAGAUGGUAUCGAGCCCAUGUGGAAGGACGAGAGGAACAAGCGUGGUGGCAGGUGGCUCAUCACACUGUCCAAACAGGAGCGCAGGGCCGAACUCGACCACUUCUGUCUGUGA